AUCUAUUGCUUAUACACAGAGAUAUGACAUGACAUAACAAUAAUGGUUAUAAUAUUAUUGUAAUAUCCAUGAUAUGUCACUAUCACUAAAUUAGGUCCACAUCUAAUCAUCGACUAGUCCUUACUCUACAUACAAGUUAUAGUAAUCAGUUAAGUGAUGUCUGACUUGUUGUACAAAUAUAUGAUGGCAUUAGGUUUGGUAUCACUGUUACACUCGGCCUACUCCGCGGCCCAACACCGAAGUUAUGUGCGAUUAGUUGAACAGGAGUUCACAGGAUUGCCACAAGACAUUGUCGUCCAGUGUUUGGUUAGUCUAUUGGUCACUAUUGCGGCCAUCGUUGUACUCAACACAAGAAAUAUGCGUGAAAUUCGCGCUUUGGAUGACCUCAAAGACAAAACGGUUGACUCCAUCAACAAUAGACCCAACUUUUAUAUGUUUAACCACAGAGGAAGGCUUAUUAGAUAA
This is a messenger RNA of Oppia nitens, 465 nucleotides long. Its product is annotated as ER membrane protein complex subunit 5-like. The record is from RefSeq and is a predicted model, not a curated record. Gene Ontology annotation, cellular component: Golgi apparatus; early endosome; EMC complex. Bases 157 to 465 code for a protein of 102 amino acids. Lineage: Eukaryota; Metazoa; Arthropoda; Arachnida; Sarcoptiformes; Oppiidae. The transcript has a single exon.